UAACAAGCACUUAGAUUAAUUCACAAGAAUCCAAUGAAUAAUAUGGCCUUUUUUGUGAACAUGCCUAGAACAAUUGUUCUUCUCCUACUUCUCGUUUUGUCACCACCAUUAUUCACUCACCCAGCCAAAAAAUUUGUUCUAGCAGACUACAAAUUGAUUAAAACUUUAUGCCACGAAGCUGAGACACCUAAAACCUGUUUGAGUUGUGUGCGAUCUUCUAAAGGGUCAUUGCAAGCUGAUGGUGUUGGAAUAGCCAUAAUCAUUGUGAAUUGCAUGAUGGACAAGGCAAAUGCCUUGAAACUCAACAUCACAAACUUGGCUUCCACGUCACAUGGAAAUCAAAAGUCCAUUUGUGAAAGAUGCAUAGAAGACUUCAAAAUUGCUGAGAAAGAGUUAGUUUUGGCUAAGAAUGCCUUGCAUGAACACAAAUAUGGAGAAGCUGGUUCUUAUGUGGAUAAAGCUUUGAGUUUUGGUGUUACUUGCCGCACGGAUUUGAAGAGUUACCAUGACAAAGUGCCAAGUGAUGUUUUUCGUGAUAUGAAGAUAUUUGUGGAGCUCUAUAAGGCUGCCUUUGCAAUAAUUUUAAAGAUUUAAGAGUUGAUUUAACAAAAUUGUUAAACUUAUUUAUUGGUUCUUGGUCAACUCUUGUAAUUGAUUAAAAUAAAUGGAGUUUGUUUAUUUGAUUACUA
Cajanus cajan (pigeon pea) is the source of this 689-nucleotide messenger RNA. RefSeq lists its product as uncharacterized. Gene Ontology annotation, biological process: negative regulation of catalytic activity. The record is from RefSeq and is a predicted model, not a curated record. Lineage: Eukaryota; Viridiplantae; Streptophyta; Magnoliopsida; Fabales; Fabaceae. Gene Ontology annotation, molecular function: pectinesterase inhibitor activity.